AAACAAAUACAAUAUCUGGUAACUACCACCACCUUGAAGGCUGCUUGUAUAUAAAGCGGUGUUUCGUAUUCAGAGCACUCACUUCGUGGUUAAACAAAUUGAGCGUAUUCUCUUCCACAAACCACAACAAUGAACAGGCUGAUGAUCGUGUGCGGCGUGGCGACCCUCUUUGUGAUGGGGAUCACCGCUCAUCCUAGGGGCGCUCCCUCCUCGGUGUGUGACGACCCUUUCAUGGAGCCUAUAUACCACAGGGAUCAUCUAAAUGCUACGCCAUACAACAACACGGAUGAGUACACCCUACAGUCUGCACCAAUUGAGGGCAGACCUGGCAUUGUUAGAGUGACUCUGACCGGUCCCCGCUUCAAGGGCUUCGUGGUGCGGGCCUCCACAACCGGAGGAGAGAUUAAUCAAGGACAGUUCAUCAUAGAUGAGGAUAGCGAUUUCCAUGCACUGCACUGCUCCAACAACACGGACAUCGCGGUGACUCAUAGCAGCCCAGAGUUCAAGGAUUCUGUCCAGCUGUUGUUGAGAGACAACAAUAACGGCAGCUACGUAUUCCAAGCCACGGUGGUGCCGACUAUCGAAACCUACUACAUCAACAUCUUUGAAAGUUGAGUCAGCUGGAUGACCGCUUCGUGCCACCUACACCUGGAACUAACUUGUAUUUGAUCACUUCAAAGCAGUACAUACUUAUAGAUGCCAUAAAGUCUGUGUCAUUAUGGCCUGUAUUUUGAGGUUGAGGUGUUAGCAGGAAAAUUCUGAUUACAUCAUUUAUUGAGUGUAAUUGUGAUUUUUUUUUAUUGUAUUAAUUUAUUAGUGCCUUGAUUUACUGUAGAAAUUAGAAACCUCCCAACUGUGUCCAUAAUGUUGUUUUAAUUACAAUGCUGAAAUAUAUGUUUUAAGUGAAA
This is a messenger RNA of Portunus trituberculatus (swimming crab), 908 nucleotides long. RefSeq names its product putative ferric-chelate reductase 1. Gene Ontology annotation, molecular function: oxidoreductase activity, acting on metal ions. The transcript is spliced from 5 exons. The record is from RefSeq and is a predicted model, not a curated record. Bases 130 to 615 code for a protein of 161 amino acids. NCBI's taxonomy places the organism in Eukaryota, Metazoa, Arthropoda, Malacostraca, Decapoda, Portunidae.